Molecule: messenger RNA, 1773 nt
Organism: Pongo pygmaeus (Bornean orangutan)
Lineage: Eukaryota; Metazoa; Chordata; Mammalia; Primates; Hominidae
Product: putative POM121-like protein 1
Source: RefSeq, a predicted model, not a curated record
AUGACUUUUGUGUGGGUGCCUCUCCUUCCACUCAGCCACUCCACUGAACACAAGGACUCUCUGUGGCACCCAGGAGCAGGUAGUCACCCCUUUGGGGCCCACAACAGCCGGCGGUCCCCAGACUUGUGGCCAGGGAAGAUAGUAUUGAGCGCUCUCAAGGAGAGCGGGGCAGGGAUGCCUGAGCAGGACAAGGACCCUAGAAUCCAAGAGAAUCUUGAUGAUCAGAGAAGGGUCCCCAAGGUCACCGGGGAUGCACGGUCUGCAUUUCGGCCCCGGCGGGACAACGGAGGCCUCUCUCCCUUUGUGCCCAGUCCCGGGACUCUGCAGAGAGACCUCCAUGCCCAGAGGUCAGAAGUCAGAUAUAACCAGAGAUCCCAGACCUCCUGGACGAGCUCGUGCCCUGAACAAAAUGCCAUCUCGAGCUCCUACAGCUCUACGGGAGGCCUCCCGGGGCGAAAGCGGAGGUGGGGGCCAGCCUCAUCCCACUGUCAGUUGACCCUCAGUUCCUCAAAGACAGUGAGUGAGGACAGACCUCAGGCUGUCUCUUUGGGUCACACCCAGUGUGAAAAGAUGGCAGAUAUAGCACCAGGGCAGGCACUGGCCCUCAGGAAUGGCUCCCCCAGAUCCCAGGCCUCUAGGCCCCGUAAACGCAAGCUUCCCCUGCCACCACACAGGCAAGGGGAUCCUCUGAUGCUGCCACCUCCCUUAGAGCUGGGGUUCCGGGUCACUGCCGAAGACCUGGACCUGGAGAAGGAGGCGGCAUUCCAGCGCAUCAACAGUGAACUGCAGGCUGAGGCCAAGGCCAUCUCGGACUGUACACUGUCACGGCCUUCCCACACUUUGUCCUCACUUGCAACAGGGGCUUCUGGUGUGCCCGCUCUCUCUAAAGCACCCAGUAUGGAUGCACAGCAGGAGAAACACAAGUCCCAAGACUGCCUGGGCCCAGUGGCCCCCCUAGCUUCUGCUGCAGAGGUCCCCUCUACAGCUCCUGUGUCUGGGAAGAAGCACAGACCACCAGGCCCCCUGUUGUACUCCUCAGAUCCCCGUCCUGCCACUUCUUCCCACUCACGGGACUCAGCCCAGGUCACCUCGCUCAUUCCUGCCCCCUUCCCAGCUGCAAGCAUGGAUGCGGGCAUCAGAAGAACAAGGCCUGACACUUCUGCUCCUGCAGUUGCCGCAGCAGCCCCUCCCCCCUCCACAUUGAACCCCACCUCGGGGUCACUACUGAUGGAGUGGAUGGAGGCCCUUCACAUUUCUGGGCCACAGCCACAGUUGCAGCAGGUGCCCAGAGGUCAGGUCAGAUAUAACCAGAGAUCCCAGACCUCCUGGACGAGCUCGUGCCCCAAACAAAAUGCCAUCUCCACCUCUUACAGCCCUACGGGAGGCCUCCCGGGGAUAAAGCAGAGGUGGGGGUCAGCCUCAUCCCACUGCCAGCUGACCCUCAGUUCCUCAAAGACAGUGAGUGAGGACGGACCUCAGGCUGUCUCUUCGGGUCACACCCAGUGUGAAAAGACGGCAGAUAUAGCACCAGGGCAGACACUGGCCCUCAGGAAUGGCUCCUGCAGAUCCCAGGCCUCUAGGCCCCGUAAACGCAAGCUUCCCCUACUGCCACACAGGCAAGAAGAUCCUCUGAUGCUGCCACCUCCCUUAGAGCUGGGGUUCCGGGUCACUGCUGAAGACCUGGACCUGGAGAAGGAGGCGGCAUUCCAGCGCAUCAACAGUGAACUGCGGGCUGAGGCCAAAGCCAUCUCGGACUGCAAGGGGAUCCUCUGA